UCUGGUACUGAUGGUUGUGGCUGCACCGUUUCUUUGUUGCGCUGCUGCUGCGGCUGGUGGCAUGGUCCCCCGAACGAGAAUGGCCACACCUGCAGCCGACGACGAUUCCUUGGUGACACUCAAGAGCUGCUUUCCCAGCGUUAUACUUAUUAAUUCCAGCUUCGUGUACACCUGCGAAGUUGACAAUGCCCAACCACUGAUUGGCUCAAACCUCUUCGCCGCGUACUCCACCUCUGUUGUCGAUCCUGGCUGGCCGGCGGCUCUUGAUGCGGGAACCAAUACCAUUACAUUCAAGCCUAAUGGUCGUAAUCCGACUUCAGGACGUUGGGACAUAGCCAUUAUAAGGUUUCCCGAUCCACCCAACAUUUUCUCUAUUCUGACGACCACUCUGAGCAUAGAGUUGAUGAUGUUUAAUGAAACCGAAGCAACUUUCAAUACACCCUCUCCAUAUUACGGUAUGAGUGCAUCGCUUGCACCCAAUCUCCCGAGUGGCACCACGGCUUCGAGCUUCAUGCUGGUCCGCUCUUUCAAUAACUGCUGGUACACCAAUAGUACCUGCACCGCCUCUGCUGGGUGCUACAAAAUGCCACCACCCGGAUAUCUUCCCCCUCCAGGCGAAUACUGGCUCUGUCUGACGUCAAAUGGCUGGCAUGACCAAUACCUUCCGUGGGGUGCGGAAUCUCUUGAGGUGAAGGCGCUGAUGGUCACACCGCUGUACUUGACAGCUGGUAAAGACAAAAAUGUCGUGCUGCAGGAUGCGGAAUCUGUGGUGACGAAGCUGAACCGUGUGUUCCUGGCGUGGUGCCCUGGCAACAACUGCCCCCUUGUGACUAUUGGCAGUGGGGAAAAGGUGGUGCACCGUGAUGCGUGUGUGAACACCUCCGGCUCGUCGCGUGUGAAUCUGUCCGACCGCCGUGCGCUGUCUGCAGAAGCUGGUGUGUACGCUGUGUGUGUCGAUGAUGAUGGUGAUGGAGAGUACACUGCUCCCGCUGCGCUGCCGGUGACGGUGCUG
This is a messenger RNA of Trypanosoma grayi, 1012 nucleotides long. RefSeq lists its product as hypothetical. Lineage: Eukaryota; Euglenozoa; Kinetoplastea; Trypanosomatida; Trypanosomatidae. The annotation marks the transcript as partial. The record is from RefSeq and is a predicted model, not a curated record. The transcript has a single exon.